Molecule: messenger RNA, 954 nt
Organism: Ascochyta rabiei
Lineage: Eukaryota; Fungi; Ascomycota; Dothideomycetes; Pleosporales; Didymellaceae
Product: Protein-serine/threonine phosphatase
Exons: 3
Coding region: 1-954 (317 amino acids)
Biological process (GO): peptidyl-serine dephosphorylation
Cellular component (GO): FAR/SIP/STRIPAK complex
Molecular function (GO): protein serine/threonine phosphatase activity
Source: RefSeq, a predicted model, not a curated record
AUGCCAGGUCUUCCGUCUACCGUAGACCUCGAUGAGUGUAUAUCGCGGCUCUCCAAGAAGGAGCUGCUGGCCGAGUCCGUAGUCGAGGCAAUAUGCGCAAAGACAAAGGAGCUUCUUAUGAAGGAGAGUAAUGUCGUGCACAUCAGAGCACCCGUGACAGUCGUCGGCGACAUCCACGGCCAGUUCUUCGACAUGAUGGAGAUCUUCAAGAUCGGAGGACCAUGUCCAGACACAAACUAUCUUUUCUUAGGAGAUUACGUCGAUCGCGGCCUCUUCUCUGUCGAAACUAUCUCCCUCCUGGUCUGCUUGAAGCUUCGAUACCCGCAUCGAGUGCACCUCAUUCGCGGCAACCACGAGUCUCGAGGCGUCACCCAAUCGUACGGCUUCUACACCGAGUGUUCACGGAAAUACGGCAACGCAAACGUGUGGCAUCAUUUCACCGACAUGUUCGACUUCCUGACGCUGUCAGUUGUCAUCAACGACCAGAUCUUCUGCGUACACGGCGGCCUGUCACCUUCCAUACAUUCCAUCGACCAAAUCAAAAUCAUCGAUCGCUUCCGAGAAAUCCCACACGAAGGUCCGAUGGCAGAUCUGGUAUGGAGCGAUCCAGACCCCGAGCGAGACGAGUUCUCGCUCAGUCCCCGGGGAGCUGGGUACACCUUCGGCGCACAAGUUGUGAAGAAGUUCCUGGAAGUGAACGCUAUGUCGCAUAUCCUACGAGCACACCAACUCUGCCAGGAGGGCUUCCAGGUCCUCUUCGAUGACAGAUUGAGCACUGUAUGGAGUGCUCCCAACUAUUGCUACCGUUGCGGGAACAUGGCGAGCGUGUUGGAGGUCAGCGACACCGGCGAACGCUUCUUCAAUGUCUUCGAUGCAAGCCCUGACAACGAUGUACAUAGAGCUGAGCAGCAGCAACAGCAGGGCAAGGAGGUGACAACAGAGUACUUCUUAUGA